AUGAGCAAACCUAAUGGCUGCUGUGUGCUCACGGCGCGCGCCUGUCUGCGUGUCUUUCCCUCGCUGCGUGCUCGUCGCCUGCAGAUCGAUGGACAUGAGGGCGGCCCACCCUAUGCCGUCUCCAAUGACAGGUGUGCCCCUCCUGUCCCCGUGUCCUCCCUCGCCCCUCUCCCACCUCUCUUCCCUGUCCACCCUUUCCCUACUCUCUCCCUUUCCCCAUUGUUCUACCUGUCCCUCGCUGUAAUUGCCAUUUCUUUCUCCUCUUCCCUUCCUGCCCCUCCCGUCCAUGCCCUCCCCAUCCUGGGCCUCCGCACUUGUGUUCCCCACCUCCCUACGCGCCUCGCUCCCCUUGCUGCUCCCCCGCCUCCCCCACCCGCCACCACCACCAACUCCUCAUGCCGCCACUGCCCACCUCCCUCCGCGCCUCCCUCCUCUCUCUGCUCCCUCUCCUGA
Molecule: messenger RNA, 453 nt
Organism: Closterium sp. Naga37s-1
Lineage: Eukaryota; Viridiplantae; Streptophyta; Zygnematophyceae; Desmidiales; Closteriaceae
Source: the annotation of a GenBank genome assembly